This is a messenger RNA of Sciurus carolinensis (gray squirrel), 1986 nucleotides long. It is a transcript of the gene Oaf, whose product is annotated as out at first homolog. The transcript has 4 exons. The record is from RefSeq and is a predicted model, not a curated record. NCBI's taxonomy places the organism in Eukaryota, Metazoa, Chordata, Mammalia, Rodentia, Sciuridae. Bases 426 to 1259 code for a protein of 277 amino acids.
UGAGAGAGCCCUUUCCCACAAAGCCGCUGGCGGCGGUCCCCUCUCCCCGCCCCUCCCCCGGGCCGCCGCGGGCCCUUUAAGGGCCGAGAGGUGCGCGGUCUCUUUAAGGCAGGUCCUGGUGGUUUCUGUUUUCUGAAGGAAGUGACGGGGGGGUGGGAUUGAAUGAAAAGUGCAAAACAGAGUCUCGAGCGCCGGAGUCGGGGGCGCGGGAGCCGCGGCGCGGGGCGCCGUCUCGGAGUCGAGCCACCGGGGCGCGGCUGGGGGCAGCCCACGUGCGUCCGCGCCACGUCGCGGGCGACCUCGCCGCAGGCUCCCUCAGAAGAGCGGUCCCGGGCGCCCCGAACUAGCCCCUAACUCGGGGCCAAGUUUGCCAGCGCCUCUCCCCGCCCCCACGCGGCGCACUAGGGCCGCGGCGGCCCCCGGGGAUGCGCGCCCCCGGUCGCCGCGAUGUCCCCACGACGCUACCCGCGCUGCUGCUGCUGCCGCUGCUGCUGGGGUCACCGCGCGGCGUGGGCGCGGGGGCGGGCGCUCCCGCCGAGCUGCGGGUCCGCGUGCGGCUGCCGGACGGCCAGGUGACCGAGGAGAGCCUGCAGGCGGACAGCGACGCCGACAGCAUCAGCCUGGAGAUGCGCAAGCCCGACGGCACCCUGGUCUCCUUCACCGCCGACUUCAAGAAGGAUGUGAAGAUCUUCCGAGCCCUUAUCCUGGGGGAGCUGGAAAAGGGGCAGAAUCAGUUCCAAGCCCUCUGCUUUGUGACCCGACUGCACCACAAUGAGAUCAUCCCCAGUGAGGCCAUGGCCAAACUGCGGCAGAAAAACCCACGAACAGUGCGGCAGGCCGAGGAGGUGCGGGGCCUGGAGCAGCUGCACAUGGACAUCGCAGUGAACUUCAGCCAGGGUGGCCUGCUGAGUCCCCAUCUUCACAACGUAUGCGCUGAGGCCGCAGAUGCCAUUUACGCCCGCCAGGAGGAUGUCCGGUUCUGGCUAGAGCAAGGUGUGGACAGCUCUGUCUUCGAGGCUCUGCCCAAGGUGUCUGAGCAGAUGGAACUGCUGCGCUGCAGGCUGGUGGGAGACCGUGGGAAGCCCUGCACUUGCCGCUACGGCCUGAGCCUGGCCUGGUACCCCUGCAUGCUCAAGUACUGCCACAGCCGCGAGCGGCCCACACCCUACAAGUGUGGCAUCCGCAGCUGCCAGAAGAACUAUAGCUUUGACUUCUAUGUGCCCCAGAGGCAGCUGUGUCUCUGGGAUGAGGACCCCUAGCAGGGCUGCUCGGGGCUCUGCCACCAGAGGAGGUGGCAACCCCUCCUGAGGCCUUAUUUCCCUUCCCCCACCCUGGCCCUGAAGCCUGGGCCUGCCUGCCUCUCGUGUGACUGUGAACGGGGUGCCCACAGCAGGGGGACUCAGGAAGGCGGCCCCCUCCCGCCCUGUGCCUUCCGUGGGGGCAGAGGGGACAAAACCAGUUCUCCAGACUUGCCCCCUCUCCCCUCCUCAUCUCCCUUGAAGUGUUCACUUUCAAGCAACCAAAAUGUGACCGCCUAGAAUUCAGCUCUUCAAAGGCUUAGACCCUAAAAGGAGGCUCUGCCUAUUAACCUAUCUCCCCAAUCACGUGCAGAAGGAGCUGGCCUCGCCACCCCUUCCUGUUCCCCACCAAUGAAAGGAUCUUUACCCCCAAAGAGGGGACUCUUGGGGACCUAUGUCACACCCCCUGUGCCAGAUCACAUGCAUUCUUCUUUCCAAAAAGGCCGGGCCAUGUGUGGGGCUGAGCAGACACCUCCCACGCUUGAUGCCGACCACGUGUGCCUUUCCCCAGACCUGGACUUUGCCCCUAGAGUGGGCACCUGCUCUUCUUCCCUCUAAACGGAAAUAUUUUUGUAAGGUUCUGGGGCAGGAAGGGAGUAUGAAGUACAAGGAAAACUUGAAUUCCAGAUGUUUAAUACAAAGUAUUUAUCAUUUGUACCAGAAAUAAAAGUUUUAAGUUUUUACUUGA